CCCUGCUCCUCGACCAUCUGCUCCAAAAAGCCAAAAGGUUUGGAUUUUCUGCAGCGGUCUGUGAUGGUUGGGAGAUGCCGCGGCUCUUGGUGCUCUGCGUGUUUGUAGCCAUCUUCAGCUACGUUUCUGUUUCUAUAGAGGUUUGCACCAGCUCCUUGAUACCAGGAGCUAAAGGGGACCAAGGUGGGAUUGGAGAUGAUGGAGAUCAGGGGAAACUGGGGAAGAAUGGACCACCAGGACUUCCAGGAGUGCCGGGGGAGUCGGGCCUUAAAGGAGAAUUGGGCCACACAGGAAAGAUUGGGCCUACUGGAGACAGAGGUGACAAGGGUGAUAAAGGUGUAGAUGGACCAGCUGGUUUAAAAGGGAAACCAGGUACAAUGUGUGACUGUGGGAGGUACAGGAAGGUGGUUGGACAGCUCGAUAUCAAUGUAGGCAAGCUGGGGAAUGCAGUCAAGUUUGUGAAGAACGUGGUUCUAGGCUUGAGAGAAACAGAAGAGAGGUACUACCUGCUGGUGAAGGAGCCCAAGAGGUUUAGAGAGGCUUCAAUGAACUGCAAGCUCAGAGGAGGCAACCUGGCCAUGCCUAAAAGCACCAACAUCAACCGUCUCAUGGCAGACUAUGUUAGUCAGGCAGGACUGACAAGAGUGUAUAUAGGAGUGCAGACUCAAACCAAGGGCAUGGACGGGAGCAGUCACGUUUAUGCAGACUCCACCCCUCUGCAGGGUUUUGCAUCUUGGAGCCAAGAGGAGGAGCUACAGCCCAACACAAACUCCAGCUGCGUGGAGCUGCUCAGCACUGGAACGUGGGCUCACGUGGAGUGUGAAGCCACCAUGUUUUUCAUCUGUGAGUUCCCGAAGAGCAGGAGAAGAAGAGGAGGAAGAGAGGCAGUUGCCUCGUCAUCAUCUUGACCUUGACCACUCACUGCACAUGUCAAGACAAGGAUCAGACUCCUGAAAAAAACAUUUAUAUUUCACAUUUCCUGCAAAUAUGCAGACAAUUUCAGUGAUUGAGACUACUGUGUUUGCAUAUUUCACUAAGAACCAUUACCACCAACAAAUCAGUAAAAUUGUUCUAAAAUUAACUAAAA
Molecule: messenger RNA, 1087 nt
Organism: Maylandia zebra (zebra mbuna)
Lineage: Eukaryota; Metazoa; Chordata; Actinopteri; Cichliformes; Cichlidae
Gene: colec10
Product: collectin sub-family member 10 (C-type lectin)
Biological process (GO): ossification
Molecular function (GO): growth factor activity
Source: RefSeq, a predicted model, not a curated record